Molecule: messenger RNA, 2191 nt
Organism: Populus euphratica (Euphrates poplar)
Lineage: Eukaryota; Viridiplantae; Streptophyta; Magnoliopsida; Malpighiales; Salicaceae
Gene: AXR1
Product: NAD(P)-binding Rossmann-fold superfamily protein
Exons: 15
Coding region: 184-1746 (520 amino acids)
Biological process (GO): protein neddylation
Cellular component (GO): cytoplasm
Molecular function (GO): NEDD8 activating enzyme activity
Source: RefSeq, a predicted model, not a curated record
UAAAAAGGGUGGGUGACGUCCAUUUGCUUCAUUAACCAGAGAUAUUGGGUUCGUUCUCCGAUAUAUACGCAAUUCUCUGCCUUCAGCCUUCUCUGCCCCCAUCCCUCACAAACUGUGUAGCUAUAAAGCGAACUUGACAGUGGACAGUAGUUAGUUAGCAAAAGCAAAAGCAAACCCUAAACAAUGGCAGAGCCCAAAACGAAAUACGAUCGCCAACUCAGGAUAUGGGGUGAGCAAGGACAGGCUGCCUUAGAAAAAGCUACCAUUUGUUUGCUUAAUUGCGGUCCUACCGGUUCCGAGACGUUGAAAAAUCUUGUACUUGGUGGAGUUGGAUCCAUCACUGUGAUUGAUGGGUCUAAAGUUGAACUGGGUGACCUUGGAAAUAAUUUCAUGGUGGAUGAAUCAUGUUUUGGGCAAUCUAAGGCGAAAUGUGUGUGCACGUUUCUUCAAGAGUUAAAUGAUGCUGUUAAAGCCAAGUUUAUAGAAGAGUAUCCCGAGGCAUUAAUUGGCUCAAAUCCCUCCUUCUUUUCGCAGUUUACACUGGUUGUAGCCACUCAGCUGGCAGAAGACUUGAUGAUAAAGCUCGAUAAAAUCUGCAAUGUUCUGUUGAUUUUUGCACGCUCAUAUGGCCUUACUGGGUUUGUCAGAAUUAGUGUCAAGGAACAUGCAGUGAUUGAGUCAAAGCCAGAUCAUUUCUUGGAUGACCUUCGGUUAAAUAACCCGUGGCCUGAGCUCAAAAGGUUUGCAGAAACCAUUGAUUUAAAUGUGACAGAUCCUGUUGCCCAUAAGCACACACCUUAUGUUGUCAUUCUAGUCAAGGUUGCUGAGGAUUGGACCAAAGCUCAUGGUGGUUCCCUCCCAUCAACCAGGGAUGAGAAGAAAGAAUUCAAGGAGAUUCUAAAAGCAGGAAUGGUUGCAAUGGAUGAAGACAACUAUAAAGAAGCUAUUGAGGCCUCCUUUAAAGUAUUUGCGCCUCGAGGAAUUAAUUCUGAUCUGUUGCGGAUAAUCCAUGAUAGCUGCAGUGAAGUUGAGUCUAAUUCAUCUGACUUUUGGGUGAUGGUUGCUGGCUUGAAGGAGUUCAUUGCGAAUGAAGGUGGUGAGGAGGCACCUCUUGAGGGUUCAAUACCAGAUAUGACUUCUUCAACUGAGCUUUAUGUAAAUUUGCAGAAGAUCUACCAAGCAAAAGCUGAGGCCGACUUCCUUGCUAUUCAGCAAAGAGUUAAGAGUAUUCUGAAGAGAAUGGGUAGAGAUCCAGAUAGCAUCUCAAAGGAAAUGAUUAAAAGCUUUUGCAAAAAUGCAAGAAAACUAAAGAUUUGCCGGUAUCGACCUAUUGAAGAUGAGUUCAACAAGCCUGCAGUAACAGAGUUACAGAAGUAUUUAACUGAUGAGGAAUACAGUGUUGCCAUGGGGUUUUAUAUCCUGCUUCGAGCUGUUGACCGCUUUGCUGCUAAUUAUAACAGUUUUCCUGGGCAAUUUGAAGGGGAAAUGGAUGAGGAUAUAUCUCGACUGAAAACUACUGUUGUUGGUCUACUUAGUGACCUCGGUUGCAAUGGUGCGACUGUAACCGAGGACCUUGUCAAUGAAAUGUGCCGGUUUGGUGCUUCUGAACUUCAUGCGGUUGCUGCCUUUAUUGGGGGAAUUGCAUCGCAAGAAGUGAUCAAGCUCAUAACGAAACAAUUUGUUCCCAUGGUGGGGACUUUCAUAUUCAACGGCAUCGAUCAAAGGUCUCAAUUAUUGGCACUGUAGAAUGCCUUACUGGAACAGAUCACCACUUCAUCAUUUAAAGGAGGCAUUCUUUACAUUGUCGAGAGUUACUGGGGAAGGCAGAGUUCUGGUGAUGUUCAAGUUUUGAUGCAGAACUUGGCUUAGAAAGAAAUUGAAAUUGGUACAAAGAAAAUGGAAAGGUCACAGGACAAAUUCUCGUGUUUCUUUAGCCAAUGACAGCGACAAUGGUAACGGGACAGGAUUGACGAGUGGCCUUCAUUUAAAACCGGUGAAUUCAAUCUCUGUUCAUUACCCUUUCACAUUUUUUUUGCUUUCUUCUGCAAGAGAUUCCUGGAUGCACGCUUCCACUGAUCAGGCUUGUUUUCUCCAGCACUGCUUAAAUAGCAAAGUUGUACCAAAAUCCACUUUUUAAAGACUUGCUGUAGUUAUUGGGAAGCUUUAAUCUGAAAUAUUCUUGUGACUCUUU